Micropterus dolomieu (smallmouth bass) is the source of this 1311-nucleotide messenger RNA. It is a transcript of the gene mtnr1c, whose product is annotated as melatonin receptor 1C. The record is from RefSeq and is a predicted model, not a curated record. The transcript is spliced from 3 exons. Bases 182 to 1060 code for a protein of 292 amino acids. Gene Ontology annotation, cellular component: membrane. Gene Ontology annotation, biological process: G protein-coupled receptor signaling pathway. Gene Ontology annotation, molecular function: melatonin receptor activity. NCBI's taxonomy places the organism in Eukaryota, Metazoa, Chordata, Actinopteri, Centrarchiformes, Centrarchidae.
CGACUGCAGACUGAGCGCUUCCUCCGCUGGAGUGUCCACUGCGCUGGCCAGCGUGCUGAUCUUCACCAUCGUGGUAGACAUCCUGGGCAAUGUCCUCGUCAUCCUGUCCGUAUACAGGAACAAAAAGCUCAGGAAUGCAGAUAAAUCACAUCCCACCUUAUAUCAAGACCUGUAGUGUCCCAUGAGCAGCCAAGGCAACAUCUUCGUGGUGAGUUUGUCCGUGGCAGACCUGGUGGUGGCGUUGUACCCCUACCCUCUGGUCCUUACAGCCAUCUUCCACAAUGACUGGACCAUGGGUGACCUGCACUGCCAGGCCAGUGGCUUCAUCAUGGGCUUAAGUGUCAUUGGCUCCAUCUUCAACAUCACGGCCAUCGCCAUCAACCGCUACUGCUACAUCUGCCACAGCCUCCACUACGACCGUCUGUACAGCCUGAGGAACACCUGCUGCUAUGUGGGCCUCACCUGGAUGCUCACCGCCAUCGCCACAGUGCCCAACUUCUUUGUGGGCUCGUUGCAGUACGAUCCGCGCAUCUACUCCUGCACCUUCGCCCAGACGGUCAGCUCAUACUACACUAUCUCAGUGGUGAUUAUACACUUUCUGAUCCCACUGCUGGUGGUGUCCUACUGCUACAUGAGAAUAUGGGUGCUGGUGAUUAAAGUGAAACAUCGGAUUAAACCGGAGCAAAGGACCAAAAUGAAACCUAGUGAUGUGAGGAACUUCUUGACAAUGUUUGUGGUGUUUGUGUUGUUUGCAGUGUGCUGGGCUCCACUUAACCUCAUAGGCCUGGCUGUAGCUGUAAACCCUGCGGCAGUUGCGCCCCAUAUACCUGAGUGGCUCUUUGUCACAAGCUACUUUAUGGCGUACUUCAACAGCUGCCUCAACGCCGUCAUAUAUGGCCUACUAAACCAAAACUUCCGCAAAGAAUACAAGACAAUCCUUCUCGCUCUUUGCAUCCCACGUUUGCUCCUCGUGGAGACCUCCAGGUGUGCAACAGAGGGACUUAAGAGUAAACCAUCACCAGCUGUAACAAACAAUAAUGUAGCAGAGAUAAAUGUAUAAACUAUUGUUUUACUGGGAAACUUCAGUUAAGUUUCUCUAGAGCCUCAAUGUGAAUGUGUGACACGAUUCACCCAGUGCCUUUUCACAUGAUGUAAUCAUGUUUGGAGAGGAUGCCAUCGUAUUCCUUUCAGCCAUGUCAGACACUAUUCCCUCAUGUUGAGAGUAAAAUAAAUCCGUUGUAUCACUGGUACAUUGUGCUCCUUUGUGGCAGCCUCCCUGCACCUACAGUUAAAGACAUACCAGCUAACUGG